AUGUCUACCACCAACGGCGACGCCCAGGGCUUCUUCCAGGGAGAAAUCCAGGACUACACCAAGGCUUUGGAAAUCCUUGAGAAGCAAUAUCCUACCAGAGAUGGCUUGGAUGUUGAUACCCUCCUUGACUCUGACAAGCACGGUGCCUUGACUUAUAAUGAUUUCCUCAUCUUGCCCGGUUAUAUUGGAUUCCCCGCUUCCGACGUCACCCUUGAUACCCCGGUCACUAAGCGCAUUUCUUUGAAAGCGCCUCUUUUGUCCUCUCCCAUGGACACUGUCACUGAACAUAACAUGGCCAUCCACAUGGCUCUUCUCGGAGGUCUCGGUGUUAUUCAUCACAACUGCUCUGCCGAAGACCAGGCCGAGAUGGUCCGUAAGGUCAAGCGAUACGAGAAUGGAUUCAUUCUCGACCCUGUCGUUAUCUCCCCCAAGACUACCGUUGCGGAAGCCAAGGAGUUAAAAUCUACCUGGGGCUUCGGUGGUUUCCCUGUGACUGAGAACGGUACUCUCCGUUCCAAGCUCGUCGGUAUUGUCACCAGCCGUGACAUCCAGUUCCACACUUCUGACGAAGAUCCCGUCACUGAAGUCAUGUCUACUGAUCUUGUUACCGCUCCUGCUGGUACAACCUUGGCCGAAGCCAACGAGGUGUUGCGUAACUCAAAGAAGGGCAAACUUCCUAUCGUUGACAAGGAUGGUAACCUUGUUUCUUUGCUCUCCCGCUCCGAUUUGAGAAAGAACCUCCACUACCCUCUUGCAUCCAAGCUUCCCCACUCCAAGCAGCUCAUUGCUGCUGCUGCUAUUGGUACACGCGAAAGCGACAAGGAACGAUUGCAGAUGCUUGUUGAUGCUGGUCUGGAUAUUGUCAUUCUUGAUAGCAGCCAGGGAAACAGCAUGUACCAGCUCGAUAUGAUCAAGUACAUUAAGAAGACCUACCCUCAGAUUGAUGUUAUUGCCGGCAACGUGGUCACGCGAGAGCAGGCCGCGAACUUGAUUGCCGCCGGUGCCGAUGGCCUGAGAAUUGGCAUGGGUAGCGGUAGUGCAUGCAUCACCCAAGAAGUCAUGGCCGUUGGCCGUCCCCAAGCCUUGUCUGUCCGCAGCGUUGCCUCAUUUGCUGCACGCUUCGGUGUUCCUUGCAUUGCCGACGGUGGUAUCCAGAACGUUGGUCACAUUGUCAAGGGUCUUGCUAUGGGCGCUUCCACUAUUAUGAUGGGCGGUUUGCUUGCCGGUACCACCGAAUCCCCCGGUGACUACUUUGUCAGCAGCGAGGGUCAGCUUGUCAAGGCCUACCGUGGAAUGGGUAGCAUUGACGCUAUGGAGGAUAAGAAGGCUGGCAAGGGUGGAAAGGACAGCAAGGCCAGCAACGCUGGUACUGCCAGAUACUUUUCGGAGAAAGACCGAGUCCUUGUCGCCCAGGGUGUGUCUGGAUCCGUCCUUGAUCGCGGUUCUGUCACCAAGUUUGUCCCAUACCUUAUUGCCGGUAUCCAGCACUCUUUGCAGGACAUUGGUGUGCGCAGCGUCAAGGACUUGCACGAAUCAGUUAACAACAAGACUGUUCGCUUCGAACUGCGCAGUGGAAGUGCUCAGGCUGAGGGCAAUGUCCACGGCCUUCACAGCUUUGACAAGAAGCUCUACUCUUAA
Messenger RNA from Talaromyces marneffei, 1638 nucleotides. RefSeq lists its product as uncharacterized. The record is from RefSeq and is a predicted model, not a curated record. The coding region runs from base 1 to 1638 and encodes 545 amino acids. Gene Ontology annotation, biological process: GTP biosynthetic process. Gene Ontology annotation, cellular component: cytoplasm. Lineage: Eukaryota; Fungi; Ascomycota; Eurotiomycetes; Eurotiales; Trichocomaceae. The transcript has 3 exons. Gene Ontology annotation, molecular function: IMP dehydrogenase activity.